Molecule: messenger RNA, 324 nt
Organism: Aplosporella prunicola CBS 121167
Lineage: Eukaryota; Fungi; Ascomycota; Dothideomycetes; Botryosphaeriales; Aplosporellaceae
Exons: 2
Coding region: 1-324 (107 amino acids)
Source: RefSeq, a predicted model, not a curated record
AUGUCCUUGAAACCAUCAGAGCCCAACAACUCCUCCACUUCCCGGCAAUCACCCAUACCGGAUACCAAGGACUGGGUAAAGGCAUCUAAAGAACUCGAAAGACUUAGGCUUGAUGAUACCUGUCGAGAAAACGAAGUGUACGCUUCUGCUGUAACUUCAAAGACUGAAGUUUCCAGAGCACACAAAAACGCAGGCACAGCACUAAAGGCCGAAACGGUUGGGCGGCUCUGGGAAGGCAUAACAGAAGAGGAUGAGCAUCCAGAGGGAUGCAUGUGUUGGACUGUUGAGGCUCAAUAUCCCUCAAAGAUGCGGUCGCAGAUAUGA